Messenger RNA from Amblyraja radiata (thorny skate), 1601 nucleotides. RefSeq names its product interleukin-27 subunit beta. Gene Ontology annotation, cellular component: membrane. Bases 1 to 924 code for a protein of 307 amino acids. Gene Ontology annotation, molecular function: cytokine receptor activity; protein binding. Lineage: Eukaryota; Metazoa; Chordata; Chondrichthyes; Rajiformes; Rajidae. The transcript has 6 exons. The record is from RefSeq and is a predicted model, not a curated record.
AUGGAGCUACCCAUCAUCCUUUGUGCUGUGAUGGUGCUGCUAAAUACCAGUGGUGCAAAAGAGGGUCAACACAUCAUGGCUGGUGCUGUCACGUACUAUGGGGAGAUUGGGAGGAACAUCACUCUGAGUUGCAACGUCUCAGCCAGUGAAGCGGCAGAGUGGAGGCUGAACAACUCGCAGAUCACUGAGACCACAGAGGUUCAUCUGACUGGAAACGACCUCGCCAUCUUCAGUGCUCAUCCAUCCAAGGAAGGGGAGUACAGCUGCCACAGCCUGGAGACAGGCAACACUUACAGCAGAAUCUAUUUGCUACUGGGAUAUGUCCCAACAAAACCCCAACUCAGCUGUUGGUCAGUCAGAUACCCAUUGAACGUGGUCUGCACCUGGAAUCUGGAGAAGCCAACCAACCUCCCCACUGAGAUGAACACCACAUACAGUUAUGGAAGAGAAGGUGUUAAAACCUGCUCGAGUGCCGGGCCGCUGCGGGGCAGCUGUACAAUAAAGGACAUCAAACUAUUUUCGAAGAUUCCCUACAAGGUGAUAGUGACAGCAACAAACCCCCUGGGAUCCCGAUCCACCAUUAAAGAAUUCAUUGUGGAGAAGAUAAUUAAACCGGACCCGCCGGCUGAUGUCAGCCUUUCUCCAGUACCCAACCAACGUAAGAAGCUGCUGCUCCAAUGGAAGCCUCCUGCAACCUGGCCCAAUCCACAGCUAUUCAUGCUGAAAUAUAUAAUAAGAUACUGGCAAGCAGGAUCCAACAGACCCAGAAUGAUUGAGAUCCACAAUCUCACCAACUACACUCUGAGUGGCCUGCGAUCCAGAGCAGUGUACUUCGUACAAGUGGCAGCAAAGGAUUUUGUUGACAAUGGCCAACCCAGUGAGUGGAGCCCGACCGUCUCUGCACGCCUGUGGUCCAAGGAGUGACACUGGCUCCUCUGAAUCUAUGCAUCUUCCUGCUGGUAACUUAGUUUUACUAGCAUCUACAGUCGGAAGGAGUAGAUGUGUAGACUUGGAGCGUUUAUCUAAAGAGUUCCUAUCGAGGCAUAGUGUCCGCAAUUUAGAACAUCUCUUCUUUGUGAAUCAAACGCUUCUUAAAAUGUUGAGGUAUAUAUAAUGCUGUGGGCAGCAGUGACAUGUUUGUGAAUUAAAUCCUCGUUUGUUCCAUAAAAUCACAGGCAGGGGGCGUCAUUGUGAAGAUUGGUGCACUCUCCUCCCUGUCCUUCCAAUGAAUCCAUCAUACAGUAAACCCUUGUUUCAACUGACCUCUUUAAAACUGAUUUUAGUUACAGUGGACGGACCUACUGAUGGCUGGCAACACCACCCCCGACCCGCAUUGCCUCCCCGAUCACUUCAGGCUGGACCCACUACUGCAACUGCCAGCCCAAACAGUGUCCUCGGCCACUUCCAGGCCACAUCUGCCAUCUCACAUGCACUCCGGCAGCCCGCGGGUCACGACCAUUGACUUCACCAAUUCUUCCCAUUCCUGCGGCCACCAGCAGGCUUGCCAUCAACUCACAUGGAUUCAGGGCCUAGUUCCAGACUGAGUCUGAAGAAGUCUUGACCCAAAAUAUCACCUAUCUAUGUUAUAGGAGACAAUUGGC